This is a messenger RNA of Penicillium diatomitis, 1920 nucleotides long. RefSeq lists its product as uncharacterized. Lineage: Eukaryota; Fungi; Ascomycota; Eurotiomycetes; Eurotiales; Aspergillaceae. Gene Ontology annotation, biological process: fatty acid metabolic process. The transcript is spliced from 5 exons. Bases 1 to 1920 code for a protein of 639 amino acids. The record is from RefSeq and is a predicted model, not a curated record. Gene Ontology annotation, molecular function: medium-chain fatty acid-CoA ligase activity.
AUGACGAGUCUCAUAUCUAUGAGGAGACUCGCACGUCUGCCUUUGCGCGUCGGUGCAACGCGCAUACAACCGAGGCCUCUAGGAGCAGGCACUCAACCCUCAUAUUCAAGACUCUUUUCAACAAGGAACGGCCUUCUGGCACAUCUCCCAAAUAGCCCAAUCUUCCGAGCUAUCAAGGACCAUGAUCCAGAAGCUUUGGCGGUUCUUCAUAGCCUGUCCAGGCGGUCAUUCACCUACGGGAACUUGACGGCCGACGUUUCGCGCGCAAAAGAGGACCUUGAACGUCAGGCUGUCAAAGUCAAGGGUGGAUUAUCGAGUCUAUCUGGCGAGAGAAUUGCUUUUAUGGCUGAGAAUGGUUACGAUUAUGUCGUGAUGCUCUUGGCUAUCUUGGGCGUUGAUGCCAUUGCUCUACCAUUGUCUCCUGCCUUUCCAACCGGCGAAUUGAAAUACAUCCUAGACAAUUCACAGGCCAAGAUCGUGCUAGCCACGGAAAAGCAUGCCGACAAGAUGCAGGCCGUAAUUCAGACUGGGUUAGAGCAUGAUCCUUUGUUUGAAAUUCAACAAAAGUUGAUGAAGGGGGCAAGUGGACAUGAGAAUGUCUCUCUAGAGGCAUCAAAUCGUGAUCUGGAGUCCUCAUCAGGUGGGAUGAUGCUGUACACUUCUGGCACGACCAAUCGACCUAAAGGAGUGUUUAUUCCCGAGCGAGCAAUCACUGCACAGGCAACUUCUCUUCUAGAGGCUUGGAAAUACUCUCCUCAGGAUCGCCUUCUUCAUCUCCUUCCGCUACAUCACAUUCACGGCGUGAUCAAUGCGAUAGUCACGCCUCUCUUUGCUGGUUCUUCGAUUGAAUUCAUGUAUCCUUUCAACACAGAUCAUGUCUGGAAUCGUCUCGCAGAACCAUUCAUGACCUCAACUUCAUUGUCCCAUACCCCGACACCCAAAAUCACCUUCCUGACAGCCGUUCCCACAGUCUACAACCGCCUUCGCUCCUCCUUUCCCUCCCUCUCCCCAGAUAUUCAAAAAGCCGCGCAAAAAGGCAUCUCCCCAAGCAAUCUCCGCCUCAACAUCUCCGGCUCUGCAGCGCUUCCCACGCCCACCAAAGCUGCCUGGCAAACUCUCAGCAAUGGAAAUGUCCUCCUUGAACGAUUCGGCAUGACCGAAGUCGGCAUGGCGCUAAGCUGCGGCCUAGACUUUGCAGACCGUGUCGACGGCAGUGUUGGCUGGCCUCUGCCUUCAGUCGAGGCUCGUCUCAUGGAUACGGAGACGAAUCAGGUCAUACCAGUGGGUGAAGAGCAAGACGCCAAUGGACGUGAACGCGUAGGAGAGAUCCAACUUCGUGGACCUACGAUCUUCCGUGAGUACUGGGGCAAUGAGAAAGCUACGAGAGAGAGCUUCGUGAGAAGCGAUGACGGGGGCAAUCCAUGGUUCUGCACAGGUGAUGUCGCGACAAGACGGGUUGUCGAGGGUGCUGGUCAGGGUACUAGUGGAGAAUGGGCGCGUGGUCCCAUGUAUUUCAUACAGGGCCGCAAGAGUGUGGAUAUCAUCAAGACAGGCGGAGAGAAAGUGAGUGCUUUGGAGGUCGAACGGGAACUGCUCUCUCUAUAUGCUGACCUCCCACUCUCCUUUCUUCUCUCCCGCGUUUCAAGACCCCAAAUCGCCGAAGUAGCCGUCGUCGGCCUCCCGUCCGAACAAUGGGGCAGUAAAGUCGUCGCCGUUGUCGUCCUUCACCCCGACGCACAUUUCACCGGCCGAAACGGUAAAUCCUGGGGUGCGAUGGAUAUGCGUCGGGCACUGAAGGACCGGUUGGUAUCGUACAAGAUCCCUCAGGAGAUGAAGGUGUUGGAUGCGAUUCCGAGGAACGCCAUGGGCAAGGUGAACAAGAAAGCAUUGGUCAAGGAGGUUUUUGGGGUCGAGGGCUGA